Molecule: messenger RNA, 3100 nt
Organism: Rhinichthys klamathensis goyatoka
Lineage: Eukaryota; Metazoa; Chordata; Actinopteri; Cypriniformes; Leuciscidae
Product: voltage-dependent T-type calcium channel subunit alpha-1I-like
Exons: 17
Coding region: 18-3026 (1002 amino acids)
Biological process (GO): positive regulation of calcium ion-dependent exocytosis; neuronal action potential; membrane depolarization during action potential
Cellular component (GO): voltage-gated calcium channel complex; neuron projection; voltage-gated sodium channel complex
Molecular function (GO): voltage-gated sodium channel activity; low voltage-gated calcium channel activity
Source: RefSeq, a predicted model, not a curated record
GGUUUGAGCGUGUGAGUAUGAUGGUGAUCCUGCUGAACUGUGUGACGUUGGGGAUGUACCAGCCCUGCGAGAACAUCGACUGCUCCUCGGACCGCUGCCAGAUCCUGCAGGCAUUCGACGCCUUCAUAUACAUCUUCUUUGCACUGGAGAUGGUGGUGAAGAUCGUGGCUCUGGGGAUCUUCGGCCAGCGCUGUUAUCUGGGCGACACCUGGAACAGACUGGACUUCUUCAUUGUGAUGGCCGGGGUGGUGGAGUAUUCGCUGGACCUGCAGAACAUCAACCUGACGGCCAUCCGGACAGUGAGAGUCCUGCGACCGCUCAAAGCCAUCAACAGAGUCCCCAGCAUGAGGAUCCUGGUGAAUCUGCUGUUGGACACACUGCCGAUGUUGGGGAACGUUCUUCUGCUCUGCUUCUUCGUCUUCUUCAUCUUCGGCAUCAUCGGUGUUCAGUUGUGGGCGGGGCUUCUGCGCAACCGCUGCUACCCGGAGGAGAACUUCACCCUCUCUACAGGUGUGGCACUACCCGCCCCGUAUUACUCUCCCGACGAGGAAGACGAGCGGCCCUUCAUCUGCUCUCUGCCUCAGGAUAACGGGAUCAUGUCGUGUGGAGACGUUCCAGCUCGCCGUGUUUCGGGACACCAGUGCUGUCUGGACGUGGAGGAUCUCCUGCAUCAUCAGGCUCUGGGUCUCGUGACCGAACCCUUCAUCAACGCCAGCGCCUUCGUACCCGGACUCUGCGUCAACUGGAACCGCUACUACACACACUGCCACACUGGACACAGGAACCCGCACAAAGGAGCCAUCAACUUCGACAACAUCGGAUACGCCUGGAUCGUUAUUUUUCAGGUUAUUACUCUGGAGGGCUGGGUGGAAAUCAUGUAUUACGUCAUGGACGCUCACUCAUUCUACAACUUCAUCUAUUUUAUUCUGCUGAUUAUUGUGGGCUCUUUCUUCAUGAUAAACCUGUGUCUGGUCGUCAUAGCGACUCAGUUCUCGGAGACGAAGCAGCGCGAGCACCAGCUGAUGCAGGAGCAGCGAGACGCCUGUCUGUCCUCCAGCACACUGGCCUCGCGGGCCGAACCCGGCGACUGCUACGAGGAGCUCUUCCAGCUCGUCUGCCACGUGCUCCGCAAGACUCGCCGCCGCCUCGCCGCGCUCCUCAGAGCGCUCUGCCGAACACACACACUGCAGAAAACACACGCCAACGGAGGGAGAAACAGCCUCCAGCCACAGGGGGUCUCUGAGCACUUCUCUCACUGCACCACAGAUGGAGCCACACCUCCCGCAUCAGCAGCCAAUCAGGAGACAGAGGAGGAGGCAGCAGAGGAGAAGGGGGUGUGUCGGGGGUGGAGCCAAGAGCUGUGGGCGGAGACGAGGGUCAAACUGUGGGGCAUCGUGGAGAGUAAAUACUUCAACAGAGGAAUCAUGGUGGCCAUCCUCAUCAACACCAUCAGCAUGGGCAUCGAGCACCAUGAGCAGCCAGACGAGCUCACUAAUGUUCUGGAGAUCUGUAAUAUCGUCUUCACCAGUAUGUUUGCUCUGGAGAUGAUCCUGAAGCUCACGGCGUUCGGUGGCUUUCAGUACCUGCGCAAUCCCUACAACAUCUUUGAUGGAAUCAUCGUCAUCAUCAGUGUGUGUGAGAUCGUGGGUCAGUCUGACGGUGGUCUGUCGGUGCUGAGGACGUUCCGGUUGUUGCGUGUGUUAAAGCUGGUUCGGUUCAUGCCGGCGCUGCGCAGACAACUGGUGGUUCUGAUGAAGACUAUGGACAACGUGGCCACGUUCUGCAUGCUCCUCAUGCUCUUCAUCUUCAUCUUCAGUAUCCUGGGAAUGCAUAUAUUCGGCUGUAAGUUCAGUCUGAAGACCGACACUGGAGACACAGUCCCAGACCGGAAGAACUUUGACUCUCUGCUGUGGGCGAUCGUCACUGUGUUUCAGAUCCUGACGCAGGAGGACUGGAAUGUGGUGCUGUAUAACGGCAUGGCCUCCACGUCUCCUCUGGCCGCUCUGUAUUUCGUGGCUCUGAUGACGUUCGGGAACUAUGUGCUGUUUAACCUCCUGGUGGCCAUUCUGGUGGAGGGCUUUCAGGCCGAGGGUGAUGCCAAUCACUCGUUCUCUGAUGAUGAAGAUGAUGACGAGGAGGGAUCUUCCGCUAAAGGAAGUGAACAGCACAAAGACUCACUCACGUUAUCCGAAAAGCCUCCCUCUCUCACUGCGAACGGGCAUCUGGAUCUGGAGCCGCUGGCCGAGGAAAAGACCAGGAGCAGCUUCUCUGAGGAAAACCACCGGAGGAGGACAAUCUGCCUGGGCAGGAGAUCCUCCUCUCUACGCCACAGCCGCAGUUCCCAGUACCACCACUGGGGGCGUCCUCCCGCUCACCCGUCCUGGAGCCGCCGGUGCAGCUGGAACAGUGGAGGCCCGAGGGCCGGGGGGGGCAUCGGGGGCAGUUUGCGUGUGCGCAGUGUUCACUCUCACCCCGCGGAGCAUGAGUCUCUCCUGCCCCCCCCACCCUCCCUGUCCCGCCGGGCCCGUCUCUCUCUCUCUCUCUCGCUCGAGCUGCCCGAGGUUCUGCAGCGCCCCCCUCUGGCCCGGAUGAAGAGCGAGGUCCUGCAGCGCCCCCCUCUGGCCCGGAUGAAGAGCGAGGUCCUGCUGCGCCCCCCUCUGGCCCGGAUGAAGAGCGAGGUCCUGCUGCGCCCCCCUCUGGCCCGGAUGAAGAGCGAGGUCCUGCUGCGCCCCCCUCUGGCCCGGAUGAAGAGCGAGUCUGCUGAACACCAGGACUGUAAUGGGAAGACCCCUGGCCCUCAGGGGCCACUGCUGGGAGAGAUUUAUCCACAGCUCAACGCACGCAAGGACAAGAACAACCUGGAGGAAGACACUGACUAUAGCCUGUGUUUCCGUAUCCAGAAGAUGAUGGAGGUUUAUCGUCCAGACUGGUGUGAGAAGAGGGAGGAUUGGUCCAUUUACUUAUUUUCCCCGCAUAACAAGUUUCGUCUGAUGUGUCAGACUAUCAUCGCUCAUAAGCUCUUUUGACUAUGUGGUUCUUGCUUUCAUCUUCCUCAACUGUAUCACAGUGGCUCUGGAGAGACCCAGAAUCCACCAGGGCA